Penicillium daleae is the source of this 561-nucleotide messenger RNA. RefSeq lists its product as uncharacterized. The record is from RefSeq and is a predicted model, not a curated record. NCBI's taxonomy places the organism in Eukaryota, Fungi, Ascomycota, Eurotiomycetes, Eurotiales, Aspergillaceae. Bases 1 to 561 code for a protein of 186 amino acids. The transcript is spliced from 5 exons.
AUGGCUGCCUUCGAAAUCAACAAGCCAAAGUUCCUUGUGAACUGCGGCGCGUUCGAUCGGUAUCUAAAUGAUGCCCCCUCUGGUGUUUUGACCCUCCCAGCAUACGAAAGAAAUGCGGAUGAUGAAGUCAUCGUCCAUGUUGGUGAGGUGUUUUGCCGGGUGCCGGACUGCGAGCAUGGAAAAAAAGCCUUCCAGAAGACAGUUGGGCUUCGUGAGCACCUGAAGAAGGCCCAUAGCCAGGACGGCUUUGCUCCCGUUACGCUGAAGGCUGGAAAUCUGGAUAAAGCCACGAAGGAUGCGGCUAAGGCCUUUUUCAAUGGUCUUUAUAGCCGCGGAGCCUCGCAGGCUACCCCCGUUGCUGCCGCCCCGGCUAAGCGCCCUCUUCCACUGAAGAGAGGUGGUGAGGUGAAUAAAGGCGAAGUCCUUCGUAUCCUGGGUCUUAAUGCCCGAAAGGAUAUCCCCUGCGCUGCCUGUAAGGCUGCAGACCUACCGAAAAGAUGCAUUUUCAAUAAGGCAAUCUGCGAUCAUCUGGCUACCUUUGAUAUCCCUGAGGAAAGCUAG